This is a messenger RNA of Anopheles gambiae (African malaria mosquito), 3589 nucleotides long. Its product is annotated as meckelin. Gene Ontology annotation, cellular component: ciliary transition zone; MKS complex. The transcript is spliced from 8 exons. The coding region runs from base 302 to 3505 and encodes 1067 amino acids. Gene Ontology annotation, biological process: cilium assembly. NCBI's taxonomy places the organism in Eukaryota, Metazoa, Arthropoda, Insecta, Diptera, Culicidae. The record is from RefSeq and is a predicted model, not a curated record.
CGAUUGUUUGUAAUUGUGACCAGGACCGCGUAUUUGCACACCACGGUUGCCUUGGUGAUACCAACUAAACAAACGUUUCCAUGUUUACAUGCUUAAUUUCCACCUGGCGAGUCCUUCCAGCGGUCCGGUACGAUGCAGUCGAGCGUUACCCUUCCAGUGGGUCAAUACGUGCUGUGGUCCGUGCGAGUGAAUCCUUCGAACCCUCCCCGGCAGCGGUAGUGCAGGUGAAAGUGAAAGCCCUUGCGGAAGCCCAGCGAACGUGUACCAUGCCCGAUAGGAGCGUUCGCUGAGCGAGUGCAAAAUGGUAGUUUCUGUGCGUGAACGAUUGAUCAUUCAGUAUGUGGCAAUGCUUAGGAACGUGCUGCUUUUGAUAGCUGUCUCGUGCAGUGAUCUGGCCGUCCGGGCUAGUGCGGACUUUUACAACUCGAACGAUGUGCAGCUGUACGCCACGCCCGACGACUGCCGGGCCAACGAGUACUACGAUCUGUUCGCCUUCAAGUGUGGCUUGUGUGACGACGGGCUCCAUCUGGUUCCGGCCAAAGACAAACUGUCCUGCACGUGCAACGACCAAGCCGUUGCAGUCCGUGACCAUGACAGUGUCCUUCAGCGACCCGUGUGCCAGAACGUUAGCGACUUCUUUGCCCAGUUCCCCGCCACCGAGCGGCUCGACACGGUCAACUACUGCAAAACGAUCCAGGUAGGCAUCGUCAAUACGACCAAAUCCAGCCGGAGCGUAUAUCAACGGCGCCGCACCUUUCCGCCGGGCCGCGACGAGCGUGCCGUUUGCGAGUGUGACCUAAAGGCGAACGUGCUGUACAUCGAGCCGGGCGAUGGAUGGCCGCCGGGUGAUCCGCGUGGUGCUCAUAACUUUUGCAUACCGCUGUCACUGCUGCGCGACGUGCAGCACUAUCCCGCCUUCAGCCUGAACCGAUUGCUGCACCAGAACCGGCAGAACGCGAACGUGUACAGGGAUGUGAAGUACCUAAUAGUGUUUUGUCAUGUGAUGCGAAGCGUGCGACACUGCCAGCAGCUGGCGAAUCUGUGCGUGCUCAGCUUCUACAGCCUGGAGCGCCAUUCGCCGUGUGCCAUUUUCUACACGUACCAAACGUACGACCUGGCCGCACUCGGAGCGUCGGGUGUGCCGAAUGCCGGCAGUAUGCCGAGCGUGGUCAGCGCCAGCCAAAGCUAUCUGACCGGUGAGGGUGGGGCCGGUGGUGGUGGAGGGACCCUGCCCAAGCUGGGACCCGAAACGGUCCGGCCGGGGCUGUUCUAUCGGCGCGGCAAGUACGUCAGCGAACUGUUGGAGAAAUUUCUCGACUACAGCUACGACAGCGAUGCGAACAAUCGGCUAAACAACACGCUCAAUUUCACCCUAGCAGGCUACGAUUUGUCUGGCCAUUUGCGACAGUUUCGCGAAAUGCGCUUUGCCGAUCUGAACCUUUGCGAACGGUACGACGUCAGCCAGGAGCAGCGGAUACCCUUCGGACAAAGCUAUUACCGCAAAUGUGCACUCAGCGUUAACCGACUUGUUGAGGACUUCCGGGCGGUCGAGUUCCUGUCGCUUUACGUGAGCUACUACGAGCAACGGGUGCGACUGAUGCGUUCGGUUCCCAUACUGAUCGAGAAUGCGUUUACGCAGAACACUGACCCAGAACCGGAUCGAUGGCAACUGGUGAAACGGUUUCUGCUCGUAGACACCGUGUCUGGGCUGAAUGAACUUCACAAACCGAAGCUGUAUGGAGAGAUUGAUGUAAAGAAUCAAUUCUUCUUUUUACGCUACGCGAAGAAGAUUGAGCUCGAGUUUAAGCUACAUCCGGAUCAUGGCAAACACCCAAACCGCAUCUCCAUACCGCUGGUGCGAGUGGAAUAUGCACUGCUCAACACAUCUGCGGCCGGACAGGGGGCACUCACGGGUAGUACGGUUGAGUUUGAGUUUCGAGUUACGUUCACCAAGGCAUACAGUUACGCUUCUUUGCUGGAGAUUCUGCUACCAAUAUUCAUACUGCUCGCGUUUUCAAUGAGCGUCUUUCAAUCGUACUGCUACAAACUGCGCCAAAGCAAGCAGUACUACGAUAUGGAGAUCUUUUGGAACUUCUUCAUCUAUCUGGGCUCGUACCUCGGGACGGCAUUCCUGAUCGUGCUGGGAGUUAUUGUGCUGCAUGUACUAUUCACCUACAAAACGCAAAGCACGGUACAUUUGUUACUUCCGCUCGAGGUUCAGAAUCUGGUGGAGGUGUUCAUCUACGUUGGAUUUGCUUUAAAGCUCAUAAAGUUGAUGCGUGUGUUUUUCUACAUGGCCAACGUAGACAUCUUCUUCAUUGAUUGGGAGAGGCCCAAGAUAUUCGACAUCAGCACGAUGGGGCAGCGGUUGCACCAGCUAGACACACCAUCCAUUGCAUCGAGCACGAAUACCAAACCCAGCUCGCAUGAUAGUGUGUCGGCGUGGCGAAACUACUUCAUCGCCAACGAAUGGCAGGAGCUGGCAACGAAGCGCAAGAUAUCCAUGUUUGCCCAUAUCGUCCUGCUGGCGCUUGCAUUUGUGAUAUUAGGCUUCGAAAAUUGGGCUUCCAAUGCGUUCGAUUUGCAUCUGCAUCGAAACAGCGAACAUCUAGGCGAGCGGGACAAAAUGCUCCUGAUCGCGGUUGGCAUACUAAUCUACACCACCGUGUACGUUGCCCAACGGUUGUACAAUUUUCUAAUACACGAUCGUUUCAUCGAAAAUGCCAUCCAACAGUUUAUCGAUGUGGCGUCGAUUGCAAACAUUUCCGUGUUCAUACUGAGCAUGGAAUCGUAUGGAUACUACAUCCACGGCCGAUCCCCACACGGGUUCUCCGAUACCGACAUGUGCUCGAUGAUAAUGCAGUUCAAGCGCGAGGAAGAUAAUCUGUGCGGCAAUCGUGGCCUCCUGCCCGGAUCCGAACAACAGACGUACUCCAUUCUGGUGCCAAAGAAUCUGCGCCUGUUUUACGACAAGUUGAUUACGCCGUUACGAAACUCGUCCUCGCUCGGGCCGCAUCAGCAUCUGAAUCGGCCGCAGCUGAUCGGGAGCGCCAAGAUGAGCGCUAGCGAGGUGUUUACCAGUCCGGGUGGGGGUCGGCUCGAGUACAAUUUUGAGCGGACCAUACUGACGUACUACAAUGUGAAUCGCUUCUUUGCCGCAUUUGUCGAUCAUGCUCUCAAGGAUCUUGACUAUAUUAUCCAAGAGCGCACCAUUCUGGAGAAUAUCUUAAAUUGCGAAUUCCAGAAUUACAUUACAGAAAACAAAGGUGUUUUCUACAUCGACAACGGACACUCAUUCGACCAAAUUCUGUUCAACGGCAAUGAGAGCAUUUUCUUCCAGGUCGAGUUGUUGCUGUUUUGUUGUGUCGUGCUGCUGACUGGGAACUAUUUGCUGGGCAUCGUGGUGAUCGGGAUCGUUUACAAGUGUUUCGAGGUGGUUAUGAACUAUGUGCUUAAGAAUAAUCUAGCGAAGAAAACGCUGAUCGAUAAACGCUUUUUGAUAUAAAAUAGGGCACAUUGAAAGUAAAUUUCAAUUAAGUUUCUCAGCAGAACAAUAAUAAAGAUAUUCAUCAGUGAUUUUACAAAAUGA